Molecule: messenger RNA, 998 nt
Organism: Alnus glutinosa
Lineage: Eukaryota; Viridiplantae; Streptophyta; Magnoliopsida; Fagales; Betulaceae
Exons: 5
Coding region: 91-687 (198 amino acids)
Source: RefSeq, a predicted model, not a curated record
CAGAUUCCAAGACACACGCCGCUAAUUCAUAGGUUUGUGAGAGAGAGAGAGAGACGGAGAGAGGAAUUGAAAAUAUUUUGCCGAAAAAUAAUGGAGGGGGACAAAGAAGACGGAGAAGGAGGAUUCGACAAUCCAAACCCUAACCCUAGUCAGAGCAAAGGAUCGAAAGGAAAGUCAUGCAAGGGAUGUCUCUACUACUCAUCGCUGCAAAAAUCCAAAUCCAAAAACCCCACCUGCGUUGGCUUCUCCAGAGCCCUCCAAGUACCCAAUUAUGUUGUAGGGGAAACUGAGCAUGAAGCUUCCAAAGAGGGCCGCAACCUUACAGAUUUCAGGUAUGGUUGUGUUGGUUACUCGGUGUACUUGGACAAGGACUCUUCAAGUGAUCAGCAGAAUAAACAAGCAGAAUUGCCGUUUUGUGUUGGUCUUGAGAUAUUAUUGGACAGAAGACCAGCAGAACAUGCUCCUGCUGAUGUUCAUGGAAGUGAAGAAGAUGCUCGUGCUUUACCUCAACCUCAAGCUCAACCCUACAAACCAGGUCAUCACGCAGGAGAUGAGUACCUGAACAGGUUUACUAGGAAUGCAGGACUAGUAGCAUCAGGUGUGGGCAAGAACCUGAAUAGAGUGUACAACUACAUAAAAGAGAGUCUUGAUGACAUAUUAUACCCUUAUCGAAGGCCACCUAAGUAGGCAUCAGGUGUGGGCAAGAACCUGAAUAGAGUGUACAACUACAUAAAAGAGGGAGUCUUGAUGACAUAUUAUACCCUUAUCGAAGGCCACCUAAGUAAUGUUGCUCCUUAAUUAUAGUUGCAAUGUAGAUUACUAAAUAUUUCCAGAUUUGUAUUGUCCAAUUUUUGCCAACAAUUUAACUUAAAUUGUUUUUUUCCUUAGUUUCUUGUAUGAAGUAAUAAACUAUUGUUGAGGAAAGUGGAUGGAUCUCUUUCCCCUUAAUUGUAACAAACAAUGUUAUGGUUUCACUAUAAAUUGCGUUUCUUAUAUGA